Messenger RNA from Moneuplotes crassus, 595 nucleotides. NCBI's taxonomy places the organism in Eukaryota, Ciliophora, Spirotrichea, Euplotida, Euplotidae. The record is from the annotation of a GenBank genome assembly.
UCUAAAUGGAAGCAGAGAAAUCCAAAGAAGUACCUCCUCCGGAGGAAAUGAAUGCUGAAGAAACCAAAGAUGAUGAAGAAGAUCCUACUACAUUUAAUAGAAUUGAAGAAAUCCUCAAAGAAAAUGAUAUAGAUUACGAUGUGGCAACUCAUAAAGCAGCUAUCACUGCUCAAGAAUCCGCUGAUGUUCGAGGUGCCACUCUAGAAAGUGGAGCUAAAUCUAUGUUAAUCGUUGAUCGUUCAAAAUAAACUCAAUUCUGUAUACUUCCUAUGAGUAAUGUCAGCAGCUGAAAAGAUAAACUGGAAACUUAUUAAAGAAAUCAUUGGGACUAAAAAGUUAAAAUUGGCUACUGUCGAGGAAGUUCUCACUCAAACAGGAUGAGCUGUUGGAGGAGUCCCUCCUUUUGGAAGCUUAUUCAAUGUACAUACCUAUGUUGAUAACAGUCUUGUUGAGCAAGGAGAGACCAUAAGUUUUAAUGCAGGUCUUAAGACCAGGUCUAUUCUCAUGAAGACAGAAGAUUACCUUAAAGUUGAGAAUCCUAAUCUAUGUAAUUUUAUUGUUAAAGAAGAGCCUAAGUCUGAAUAGGUUUAAAAGA